CCUCAUUGGUAGAGAAAAGGAAAACAUCUCUCUUUCUGUCUCUCUGUCGCCUCCCAUAUUGGGCCCUUCCUCCUGGGUUAUAAAACCUUAGCAGAGGCACGCAUGCGACUGUGGAUUGUGGAAACUCAAGUAGAGAAUGUCUAGCACUCCAGUUGCUGUAGUGACCGGAUCCAACAAAGGCAUUGGGCUGGCUAUCGUGCGGGCUCUAUGCAAGCAGUUCUCUGGGGAUGUGUACCUGACAUCUCGCAACAUUGAACGAGGCAAGGCAGCGGUGGCAAAGUUGCAAGGGGAGGGACUGAAGCCACUCUUUCACCAGCUGGACAUAACUGAUCUUCAGAGUAUCCGAACCCUUCGUGACUUUCUGAAGGAGAAGUACGGGGGACUGAAUGUGCUAGUCAACAAUGCAGGGAUUGCCUUCAAAGUUGCAGAUACAACUCCAUUUGCUAUUCAAGCAGAGGUUACCCUGAGGACAAAUUUUUUUGCCACCAGAGAUGUUUGCACAGAGUUGUUACCUCUGCUGAAACCUAAUGCCAGAGUUGUGAAUGUGUCUAGCAUGUGUGGUGCUUCAGCAUUGUCCAACUGCAGUCAAGAUCUGCAAAAGAAGUUUCGGAGUGACACAAUCACUGAAGAGGAGCUAGUGAAACUCAUGGAAAAAUUUGUAGAAGACACUAAGAAGGGAGUGCAUCAAAAGGAGGGCUGGCCAAACCAUGCUUAUGGUGUGUCCAAAACCGGAGUGACGGUUUUAUCCAGAAUUCAAGCAAGGGUGUUGAAUGAAACAAGGAAAGCCGAUGGUAUUCUCCUGAAUGCCUGUUGCCCUGGAUGGGUCAGGACUGACAUGGCUGGUCCCAGAGCCACCAAAUCACCUGAUGAGGGAGCUGUGACUCCUGUUUAUUUGGCUCUUUUGCCUCCUGGAGCUAAUGGGCCUCAUGGCCAGUAUGUCAGUGAAAAGAAAGUACAGAAAUAAUAACUGUCCCCUGGAGGUAUACACUGGAGAUCUAGGACAUUUGGCGUGAUCUAACAAGAAUAAUCCAGAGAGUAUUCUGAAUGAGUAUCUGCUGUACCAGUCAUACUGGGGUGCUGUGUCAAGAAAGAGAAGACUGGAUCUAAUGAUGGUAUAAUAUAAUACAGAACUGUCUAUCUCCUCUGUCCUAUUCUGGAUAGUUAGAAAUGCAGAACUGUGGGAUACUUUCUAUUUCUUAAGUAUGUGCACCUCUCAGUUCUUUAUUGUUACUAAGAAUUUGUAAAAUCACUCAUUCUUAGGAGGCUUACAAAAUGUGUAUGGAUACCUUUCUCAUUUUUGGUCAUGGUUGUUUUCUGCAAUGCAAGCAUUAAGCUAUAGUAAUUUUGCAGCAAAUCUGAACUCUUUUAAGCAGCGGCUAACUAACAGAAUUAGAUCUGCUGUUGAGCAAAGGAUUUGUGUAUGGUCUGUAUUUUGAGAAAAGACUAUUCAUCUUUUUAAACACACACAGCCCCUCAAGAUGUACUCUCCAGUACUAGCAGUGGAGGAUUGCUUCUUUUUCAAGGACAGGAAAAUAUAAUUGUGCAUGAUAGUAAAUUGCAUUGGUUAAAAAAAGAGACAAAAGAAAUACAACUCCUUGAAAGAUGAGUCUCCCAAAAACCAUAUAAAUGACAUUCAUGGUAAUAUUUUUGAAUGCAUGUCUUUUUGAUUAAUAUUAAAAACUUCCAUCAAAAAACUUCUGUGUGCGUAUAUUUAGUCUUCUAGGUCUAGUAAUAAAACACCUUUUUUUUUAAAAUGAAGUCAUAAAAUGGCAGUGUCAAGUAUAUAGAGAAUAGCAUGGUCGUUAUGGUUCCUUCACAGUUUCUACAACAAUAGCCAUCCAGAGUAUUUUAGUUUCUCUCUUUUCUGACUCAUUUGGUUUGCACUCCUUUGACAACAGCAUUGCUGUUUUUUACACAUGUGUAAAAGAUAACAAUGUUAGCCAUUUAACAGUAUAUUAUGCAUUUCUAAAAACCACCUAGAAUCUUUUUCUCAUAUAAAAGGUAUUGCAACUUUCAAAGCACUGAGAAACUUGGCAGACAUUCAGUACCACAUGUUAAUCAUUACCAUAAUCAGGCUUAAGAAUGCUGAAUCAUAGUGAGUAUUUAACUAGAGAACCAGUGUAGUGUAGUGGUUUGAAACACUUGACUAUGACUCUGGAGACCAGGGU
This is a messenger RNA of Sceloporus undulatus (fence lizard), 2168 nucleotides long. RefSeq names its product carbonyl reductase [NADPH] 1-like. The transcript is spliced from 4 exons. Gene Ontology annotation, molecular function: carbonyl reductase (NADPH) activity. The coding region runs from base 137 to 964 and encodes 275 amino acids. The record is from RefSeq and is a predicted model, not a curated record. NCBI's taxonomy places the organism in Eukaryota, Metazoa, Chordata, Lepidosauria, Squamata, Phrynosomatidae.